This is a messenger RNA of Kickxella alabastrina, 838 nucleotides long. RefSeq lists its product as uncharacterized. The annotation marks the transcript as partial. The record is from RefSeq and is a predicted model, not a curated record. Lineage: Eukaryota; Fungi; Kickxellomycota; Kickxellomycetes; Kickxellales; Kickxellaceae. Gene Ontology annotation, biological process: regulation of DNA-templated transcription. Gene Ontology annotation, molecular function: DNA-binding transcription factor activity; sequence-specific DNA binding. The transcript has a single exon.
GAAAAAAACUUUGAAAAAAAUAAAGGGAGGGGGAGAUCCUUAAAACACAAAAACACUGUACACACGCAUACACUGAAACAUCUUGGCUUUUUGGUUGCGUUUAUUUUUUCUUUUUCUCUCUUUUUUAAAUUUCAAUUCACAUUCCCCCAGUUUUAAAUUAGUCUUUAUUCUUUGCAUUAUAAUUCACACACUUCCCCUCAUUUUCUCCUUAUCUUUUUUUAAUAAAAAAAUUACUAUGAGCGGAACAGUUGCUCGCCGGGCCAACAACCUGCACCGCAACAUAACAGUCACACCCUUCCUCAACAAACUCUACAGCAUGGUAGACGACACAGACAGCGACAACCUAAUAAAGUGGUCCGACGACGGCAACUCCUUCGUCGUAAUCCGACACGAAGAAUUUGCCAAAGAAGUACUCCCACGCUUUUUUAAGCACAGCAACUUUUCUAGUUUCGUUCGCCAACUUAAUAUGUAUGGUUUUCAUAAGGUGCCGCAUUUACAACAGGGCGGGCUGAUUUCGGAUGGCCCGGAUGCGGAGAGCUGGGAGUUUAAUAAUGAUAAUUUUCAGAGAGGUCAGCCGGACCUUUUGCACUUUAUUAGGAGGAAGAAAGGGAAUAGGGAUGUUGGUGGAGGUGGAGUGGUUAGUUUGGAGCAGGGGGUGGGGACUGGAGAUGAGGAUACGGAUGAAGAGACUGCGGCGCAUGUGACAGCAAUAACCGCUGCGGCUACAGGGGCAGCAUCGGCAGUGAAGGGAUCUGCGGGUAACCUACUAAAGUCCGGUACUGCCAAUACAAGCGGAACAACAACAACAGCAGAAGCAGCAGCAGCAGCAGCAGCGGCA